GGUGUCUGCCUAUUAACCUCGUUGUCGUGGUCCCAAGUACACAUCGAGGCCGGGCAUCUCCACCUACCUCGCACGCCUCCAAACGCACACGUUAUGACGCGGUGCUACAUGUUCGCAUCCGUACGGAACGCCCAGGUAGCACUGCGGCAAAGGGGGAGCCAACUGGUCGCCGAUCCAUUAUCUCACGAGCGAGAUCGAUCGAUUGAUUACCUAGGUAAAACGCAUCCCGUCCGUAUCUCUGGCAGAAGAAGUUUGCUCUCUCCCCGUGUUCGCCGGGUCUCUCGCGCAAUUUAAAAUCCGUCGUUGCUACCCUUAUCUGGUCGUGGAUUUAUUUGAUCCUUUAUACCAACCCUCACCCCUUUCGCUAUCCCCCCCCCAAAUUAAGCCAGGCAAGCUACGUGAACCACCAGCUAAUCCUACCCGAAUAUUCCCCCCCCCCAGAACCGCCAUGGCUACCGCCCAGGAAAUCGUCGCCGCCCUCAAUCUCGCUCCCCAUCCGGAGAAGGGCUACUACGUCGAGACCUUCCGCGACCCCCAGACGUCCGACGGCCGCUCGAACAGCACCUGCAUCUACUAUCUCCUGGAGGGCGAGUCCGGCCUCUCGCACUGGCACCGCGUCCUCAACGCUGUCGAGGUCUGGCACUACUACGCCGGCGCCCCUCUGCGCCUCUCGCUGUCCCGGGACGACGGCAAGCCCGUGCGAGACGUGGUGCUGGGCAACGAUAUCUUGGCCGGACAGCGACCGCAGGUCGUGGUCGAACGGGGAGAAUGGCAGCACGCCCAGAGCCUGGGGUCGUGGACCCUGGUAGGCUGUUCGGUGGCGCCCGCCUUCAAUUUUGAGAGCUUUGAGAUGGCUAAGGAGGGGUGGGAGCCAAGGACGGACGGCGGCGCCUAAUAAAUUGAGCCCGCCGGGAUCACGAGGACUUCUGACGACGCCAUUGGUCUAGCCCUGCCACAGCAUGGGUCGGUCCGAAGGAGCUGAUGGAUUUCGCAGCAGGCCCUCAUGCAGUAAGAAUCCUACGGCCUGUAGCCCCCGCGUAUCCUCGAAGCAACCUAGCAAGACGGCUCGUUAUCGGUCGAGGGCUUGUCGGGCGGCACACGUACUACG
Messenger RNA from Durotheca rogersii, 1108 nucleotides. RefSeq names its product cupin family protein. The record is from RefSeq and is a predicted model, not a curated record. The coding region runs from base 449 to 895 and encodes 148 amino acids. The transcript has a single exon. Gene Ontology annotation, cellular component: intracellular anatomical structure. NCBI's taxonomy places the organism in Eukaryota, Fungi, Ascomycota, Sordariomycetes, Xylariales, Xylariaceae.